AUGGAAUUCAGUGAAAUUAUGCUUAGUUGGAAAGACGACUGGCCUGAACUGUUUGAUAAUAUUUUAUGGUCAGAUGAGGCUGUUUUCCAUGUUGGAGGGUUUGUCAAUCGGCAUAACUGUCAUUAUUGGGCUAAUAAAGAUCCAGGUAUGACAAUUGAAAGGAUCCAAUCACAACCAAAAAUCCUAGUGUGGUGUGGAUUUACUUCAACGGAAUUUAUUGGUCCAUAUCUGUUACGUGAUACCAUGAAUGGUGAACGAUAUCUGGAGAUGUUAGAAAGUUUUGUAUGGCCUACAAUCAGUCAAUGGAACAACAUUGAUGAACUCAUAUUUAUGCACGAUGGUGCUCCAGCACACUAUACUCGUACAGUCCGGAAUUGGCUUGACAAUCAUUUUCCUUCGAAAUGGAUAGGUCGACGAGGACCAACAUCAUGGCCCCCAAGAAGUCCGGAUCUAACUCUGUGUGACUUUUUUCUUUGGGAUUGGGCAAAAGAAGAGAUAUAUAAAACGAAUCCAAGAACUUUCAUGGAAUUGGAAGAACGAAUUCGUACUGUCCUUAGCAAUGUUCCACAAGAAUUUCUAAAGAAUUCAAUCAACAAUGUUGAAGUUCGAUUACACAAGUGUAUCGACAACGAAGGUGCCUAUGUGGAAAUUUGA
Messenger RNA from Rotaria sp. Silwood1, 654 nucleotides. The record is from the annotation of a GenBank genome assembly. NCBI's taxonomy places the organism in Eukaryota, Metazoa, Rotifera, Eurotatoria, Philodinida, Philodinidae.